UAGUAUUGUAAUAUCGUUCAGCCGUGCGGAACGAAGCCGCUUGUAUAUUUGUUCAUACGAUUGUUUUGAAAUUUUUCUGAUAUGCAAAAAAACUUUAUUUGAUAUAUCCUUUUUAACAUAUAGUUAAGAAAAUAAAACUAUUUAUGAAUAUUAUUUUUGUUUCCAUAAGUUAUAAAAUUAAAUUAAGCAUUUGUAAAGUUAAACUUAAUACGUUGAUUCAAAUUAUGAGUAAACAUUUGUGAGAUAUUGAAAUGUCUGUGCUAAUUAAAAGUAUAAAUCGUUCAUAUUCUAAUAAAAUUAAGGUUAAGUGUCGAAUAUGAGUUAAAUGUAAUUAUUUGUAAUAAUUGAACAUUAUUGAGGUUAGACAAUGAGGAUAUAAUGUAUUAGGAGAAAUGUCCUGUGAAUCUUUCAAAGAUCGACAGGAAAACGAAAUUGAAGUCUUGAAGAGUAUUUUUGGAGAUGAAUUUUGUGAUUUACGACGUGGAAAAAAUAAACGAAAAUGGCAACCCUUAGAUAUAUUGGUAACUUUAAUACCUCAGAGAGGUAUGUCUGGUCCAGCUGAAGUAUACGCACAAAUCGACUUACAUGUAACAUGCAGUGAUAAAUAUCCUGAUGAAGUACCACACAUAGAACUGCAAAACAGCAGAGGCUUAUCCAAUCAACAGGUUGGAGUAUUAUAUUCUGAAUUAGUAGAUCUUACAACUCGUUUACGUGGAGAAGUAAUGAUCUUUGAAUUAGCUCAACAUGUUGAAAAAUACCUUCACAAAAAUAACAAGCCAGGCUAUAGCAGCUUUUAUGAAGAAAUGGUUUCAAGGCGCCAAGAAAAAAUUGAACUUGAAAUGGUGGAAAAACAAUUGCAGGAAGAUAAAGAAAGACAGGUAUUACAGGAUGAAAUUCAAAAAAGGCAAGAAGCUUUGAAAGCUGAAAGUCGUAAUCGAAAGGAAUCAAUUCGCUUGUCCAAUGACCGAUCAGAAAAUCCAUCGCAGGCAGUAUUAUUUCCUCCGCAGGAGAGAUUACGGCUUUAUUCUCGACGGAGAUGUGCUAGUAGUUCCGAAAGUUCUGAUGGCUUUUUAUGCGAACACAGAGGCACAAAAUUAUUGCACUUUGAUCACAAUAAAGAUGAACGACAAAUAUACAGAGGAAAAUGUAUGGGUCAUAGUACUAAAGGAUCAGUUGUGUACGCGGGUGUGGAUAUGAUAUCUGGUGAAUUAUUCGCAAUUAGUGAAUGGACAUUUAAAAAAAAUAAUAAUAUUGAUGAAAAUAACAUGCAACAUAUUACUAAACAAAUAGGAAGUCUCGAGCAAGAAAUAAAUCAUUUAUAUAAAUUACAUCAUCCAAAUCUUGUGCACUAUCUAAAUAUGAAGUACUUACAGAAUGAAGACGAAACAUUACUUUAUGUUCUUCAAGAGUUUGUGAUAGGUACUAGCUGUUCCUUCUUCUUGUUGGAGAAUAUCCCGGUGGAUAUCGAUCUUCUUAGAUAUCUAGCAACUGGAAUCUUAUUCGCUUUGAAGUACCUCCAUGACAAUAAUGUUGUUCACAAAGACUUACGUGAUACGAGUAUUUAUAUUGAUCGUGCAGGAACAGUUAAGUUAUCGGAUUAUUCACUUAACAAACGUUUGACCGACAUUUAUCAAACGUGUACAAUAGUCAAGCCUGAACAAGAUUUUCCUAGCAUCCAGGGAAGAGGUGGGAAAAAAGCUGAUAUUUAUCGGUUUGGUGUCCUUAUGUUUUCCUUACUGAAUGGAGUUAUUGCUUCUGGAGAUAAAAUUGACCCAACAAUGAUUAAUCAGCCUGAUCUCCAGGAUUUUUUACAAAAGUGUCUGAUUAAUGAUGAACGUAAGCGUUGGUCCGCUGAACAAUUAUUACAGCAUACAUUCAUAAAAGCACCUCUAGCUCGAACAUUAUCACCUCCAAAAAUACCACGCAGAGAGGAACAAGAGAACCACGAACCUGAGGAAACCGAUGCAGAUAUCCGACAAUAUGUGCCGCCUUUAGGUGGUCAUUCAAGAAUUACAAAUGAAUUCGAAGUUCUUGAAUGGCUCGGUAAAGGUGCCUUUGGCGAUGUACUUAAAGUGAAAAAUAAGUUAGAUGGUGGAAUUUAUGCCAUCAAAAGAAUAGAACUUAAUCCAAAAAAUAAACAGUUGAACAGGAAGAUUACUAGAGAAGUGAAAUUAUUGUCACGUAUGAAUCAUGAAAACGUAGUGCGAUAUUAUAAUUCCUGGAUAGAGAGUGCUACCAUAACUGACGAAACGGAAAAAGAAUGUGAAACACCUUUAGAAAAGAAAAACAAAGACUUACUUAAUCACUUGGGUACGGACGAUAUCGAAAAAUUAGCUCCGCCAUUGCAAGACGUAGAGUGGAAUAUUUCGUAUAAAUCUCGUACAAACACCACACUACCACAGGAUAGCGAUGAAGACAACAGUGAUGCUUCAAGUGAUACCGACAGUGACGAAGAUUGUGCGUUUUUAAUGCGAAAUUUGUUAAGAAUAGAUUCUUCCGAUAGUAUAGAAUUUGAAAGAGAUUCGAAUUUUCAAGAAUCUUUGUCCAGCGUGAAAGAAGAUGAAAGUGAAGAUGCAAAUAAAUCAAAAGAAACAACAAGAGAGAUUCAGUUUAUGUAUAUUCAAAUGGAAUUUUGUGAAAAGAGCACUCUUCGAACAGCUAUCGAUGGAGGUCUCUAUGAAGAUCAAGAAAGAGUAUGGAGACUAUUCCGAGAAAUUGUUGAAGGUUUAGCACAUAUCCACCAACAAGGCAUGAUACACAGAGAUCUUAAACCAGUGAAUAUAUUUUUGGAUAGCAAUGAUCAUGUAAAGAUUGGAGAUUUUGGCCUAGCUACAACAAACAUAUUUUCAUCAUUUGUCCAGACUAUGGAGAUUGACAAAGAAUCGCAAACUAUGGAAAAAGGAUUUAGUUUUGGUACAGAAGACGUGGGUUCUUUAACAGGACAAGUGGGCACGGCAUUGUAUGUAGCGCCGGAGCUUACAACGAAAGCGGUAAAAGCUAUUUACAAUCAAAAAGUUGAUAUUUAUAGUCUCGGAAUAAUAUUAUUUGAAAUGAGUUACAAGCCGUUAACAACAGGAAUGGAACGAAUUACGAUUUUGCUCAAUUUACGGUUAAAAGAAAUCAUAUUUCCCCCAGAAAUGCAGCAGCCAGAUAUGACGUUGCAAACUCAUAUCCUACGAUGGUUAUUAAACCACGAUCCCAGUCAACGACCUACAGCACAAGAACUUCUCUCUUCGGAAUAUUUACCUCCUCCGCGUCUCGAAGAAACCGAAUUACAAGAAAUGAUUCGACGUACACUCUCUAACAACCAGAGCAAAGCGUAUAAAUAUUUAAUUUCGUGUUGUUUUAUGCAAGAAGUUACACCGGCAGACGAUAUCACAUAUGAUAUGAAUUUACCUAGUAGGAGUCGUAUAAAUUUUUUGUCUUGGAAAAAAUAUCAAGAGAGAGUGAAGUGCAAAGUGAUUGAAAUUUUUCAAAAACACGGUGGCAUUUAUUUAGACACGCCGCUCUUGAUGCCGAAGUCGCGACAGUUUUGUAGUUUUUCAGAUUCAAGUGUAAAAUUAAUGACUCGUAACGGAAACGUUGUUUGUAUUCCCCAUGAUCUACGUGCUCCUUUUGCAAGAUACGUAGUUUGGAAUAAUGUUUUGCACAUCAGAAGAUAUGCCAUUGAAAGAGUUUUCAGAGAAAAGAAGGUUCUGGGCUUCCAUCCCCGAGAACUUUAUGAAUGUGCAUUCGACAUAAUAAGUCCUACUGCUAAUAAUUUAUUAAUGGAAGCUGAAUUAAUACAUAUUGUCUGGGAAGUGAUAAACGAAUUGCCCUCGUUACAAGAACGGAAUUUCACGAUUCGCCUAAAUCAUGCUUCCUUACUAAAAGCUGUGUUAAUGUAUUGUGGAAUUGAUCAAGAAAAGUAUCAAGAUAUUUAUUCUAUUCUUCGAGAUGCACGCGAUGGAAAGUUUUCUAGAUUUCAAAUACAAACGCAUUUAAUAAGCCUUUGUCUGACUGAUCAAGCCAUGGAAACGUUAUUCAAUUUAUUUGAGACUGAGAGUUCUAUUGCUAAAAUUCAUAGUGUGUUGAAGACUAUAACUAAAAGAAAAGGAGACGCCGCAACAUUAGCUAAAGAAGGACUAAAAGAAAUCGAGACUGUAAUGGAAUAUAUUGAACUAUUAGGUAUUAAGUGGUCAGUAGUAGUGGUACCCCUUUUGGUACAUAAUAUAAAUCAACAUAGUGGUAUAAUUUAUCAAAUAACGUGCGAAGUUAAACGGCGUAGAAGAAAAUGCGGAGAAGAAGUGAUAGCAGCAGGUGGACGUUACGACAAAAUGCUAUCUUCUUUUAGGAAAAUUCUUGAACGUACAGAAAUGGCCAGCAAAGAAACUAAGCAGUACGGUGUUGGAAUCAGUAUAUCAUUAGAGAAACUUGUUUCUGCUGUUUUGGAGACAUCAGAAUCCUCAGAAAAUAAGUAUGGUAUCGAUGUUGCCAUUUCCUGCUUGGGCAAUCCUCAUCGAGAGAAAGAGAUGAUAAAUCUCUUGAAAGAAUUGUGGAGUUUUGGACUGAAAGUUACAACUUUAGAUUUAGCAUCCGUUGAAGAAAUUCUCGAAUAUUGCAGAGAACAUUCGAUCAAUCAAGUUGUUAUUUUAAAAGCCAGCGAGAAAGGAAGUAUGAGAGUCCACAGUUGGGAACGGGAUAGAUUUCAAGAAAAGAGAAUAGCAACUCAAGAGGUCGGAGAAUUUUUCCAAAGAUUAGACACAUCUAUACCCAUUUUAAACAGAUCAGAGAGUAAAGCAGCAACAAACGAAAACUUUUUAAGCAAUAGUAAUCCGAUUAACAUUAACGUUAACUUUAUUUUGUCAGAAAAGGACAAACUUUCUGGUAGUUUUAGGAGGAGUUUGAAAAAUUCUAUAUUUGCUCAGAUGUCAACAUAUUUACAAAGAAUUGCAUAUAAAAUUCCGAUCGAAAUUUUUGCAAUAUCUUUAGAAAUGAGUGUGAUCAGAACAAUUAUAAGUUUUUUGGAAAUUGAUGAGGAAGAUCAAGAUUUUCUUAAGAGUAUACAAGUCAUUAUUGAUAAACACGCAAGACACAAAAAAUACAUAAAGGAAAUAUGCGAAAAAUUGCGAGAAACGAGAAGGGAGAAAUUGAGACCUGUACUGAUACUAUAUAGUUUAAUAGACAGUCAAUAUAUGACUCUUUUAUAAAUAGUUUAUUAUUUUACAAAAGUUUAUAAUUAUAUAUGUACAAGUUAUUACAUGAAAGAAAUAAUUUGUCACAUAACUAAGUAAUUCAUAAUAAAAAAUGAUUUGAUUUUUA
Molecule: messenger RNA, 5301 nt
Organism: Nomia melanderi (Alkali bee)
Lineage: Eukaryota; Metazoa; Arthropoda; Insecta; Hymenoptera; Halictidae
Gene: Gcn2
Product: eukaryotic translation initiation factor 2 alpha kinase Gcn2
Biological process (GO): regulation of translational initiation by eIF2 alpha phosphorylation; DNA damage checkpoint signaling
Cellular component (GO): nucleus; cytoplasm
Molecular function (GO): protein binding; eukaryotic translation initiation factor 2alpha kinase activity; ATP binding
Source: RefSeq, a predicted model, not a curated record